Molecule: messenger RNA, 606 nt
Organism: Aspergillus fumigatus Af293
Lineage: Eukaryota; Fungi; Ascomycota; Eurotiomycetes; Eurotiales; Aspergillaceae
Product: isoflavone reductase family protein
Exons: 4
Coding region: 1-606 (201 amino acids)
Source: RefSeq, a predicted model, not a curated record
AUGUGGUGCCCCAGUGAGCUAGCUUAUCGUCUCACGUACUCGCGAAGGAAGACAUGGACAUGGGUCUGCAUUAGAGAUGAAGCCGUCAAAUACUUGAAGAGCAAGGAGGGGGACGGGCUUCGUUGGACGGCAUUUGUGACUGGACCGUUCUUCGAGCUAGCCGUUGGCAAUUUCCUCGGAUUCGACAUGGAAAGAAGACACGCCACGAUGCUGGACCACGGCACGAAUCGUUGGUCGGCGACGACUCGCAGCACUGUUGGUCUUGCAGCCAAGAAUGCAAUGCUGGGUCCAGAAAGUGUGUCCAACCAGUACUUGUUUAUCGAGUCAUUCAAUGUCUCGCAGAGGGACGUUCUCGCUGCGUUGGAAGAUGUGACCGGAACAAGGUGGGAUGUAACCUACCAUGAUGCGGAAGAGGAAAAGCGGCUCGCCUUGGAAAAGCUGGCUAAGGGGAACUAUAGUGGAAUCCCCGCGCUUAUGCGAUAUAUAACCUGUGCCAAGGGGUAUGGGGGGAACUAUAUGGACAGCGAGGAGAGUGCGAACAAGCUGCUGUCGUUGCCUGCAGAAAGCCUCCAUGCGGUGCUGGCCGGAUUAACUAGGCAUGAAUGA